UCAUCCCCUCCUGCCCUAGGCACACUACCCUGCCAGCUGUGGCCACAUGUCCCAGUGGGUCGAUGAUGGCGGCUACUAUGACGGCAUGAGCAUGGAGGCUCAGAGCAAGCACCUGGCCAAGCUCAUCUCCAAGCGCUGUCCCAGCUGCCAGGCUCCCAUUGAGAAGAACGAGGGGUGUCUGCACAUGACCUGUGCCAAAUGCAACCACGGAUUUUGCUGGCGCUGCCUCAAGCCAUGGAAGCCAAAUCAUAAAGACUACUACAACUGCUCUGCCAUGGUAAGCAAAGCAGCUCGCCAGGAGAAGCGGUUCCAGGACUAUAAUGAGAGGUGCACUUUCCAUCACCAGGCCCGGGAGUUCGCUGUGAGCUUGCGGAACCGUGUGUCUGCCAUCCACGAGGUGCCCCCACCCAAAUCCUUCACUUUCCUCAGUGAUGCCUGCCGGGGUCUGGAGCAGGCUCGAAAGGUGCUGGCCUAUGCGUGUGUGUACAGCUUCUACAACCAAGACACAGAGCACAUGGACGUGGUGGAGCAGCAGACAGAGAACCUGGAGCUGCACACCAACGCCCUGCAGAUCCUCCUCGAGGAGACGCUGCUGCGGUGCGGAGACCUGGCCUCAUCCCUGCGCCUCCUGCGGGCAGACUGCCUCAGCACCGGCCUGGAGCUGCUCCGGAGGAUCCAGGAGAGGCUGCUGGCUAUCCUGCAGCAUUCCACCCAGGACUUCCGGUUGGGUCUGCCGAGCCCAUCAUUAGAGACCCGAGAGGCGAAAGGAUCCAACGUGCCUGGCAGCCAACCCCAGAGCUCCUCGGGGCUGGAGAUGGAUGAGGAAGAGGAGGAGGAGGAGGAAGAUGAUGAGGAUGAUGUGCCCGAGUGGCAACAGGACGAGUUUGAUGAGGAGCUGGACAAUGAUAGCUUCUCCUAUGACGAGGAGUCUGAGAACCUGGACCGAGACGCUUUCUUCUUUGGUGACGAGGAGGAUGAUGAUGAGGCCUACGACUAAGGGCCAGGAUGCAGGAACCUGGAGCCACCUCACAGUCACGGGGGCCAAGGAGGUGAAGUCACCCCUUCCCGCCAUUGUUGGGGGAAGCAAUUCCCAGUGUCUGCAGUACCUUCUGUUUACUGAAUAAACUUUUUCACAUACGUCUCUA
Molecule: messenger RNA, 1145 nt
Organism: Suricata suricatta (meerkat)
Lineage: Eukaryota; Metazoa; Chordata; Mammalia; Carnivora; Herpestidae
Product: cullin-9-like
Exons: 8
Coding region: 47-997 (316 amino acids)
Molecular function (GO): zinc ion binding
Source: RefSeq, a predicted model, not a curated record